CGACAGCUGGUCCGAACCUGCUCUAGUUUUUAUAUUGUAACGGUAACGGUUUCAGUGGUUAGUCUCGAGUUUCAACCUUCCAUCUAUGGCUGUGCUCUCCUUGCAAUUCCUCCAAAUUCCCCCUUUUUCUUCCCUAAAAAUAACCCUUACUUCCCUUUCCAAACCACGAAUUGGUGUUUCUUUGAGCUCAGGAUGGUUAAUGGAGAAAACCACCUUUGGAGUUUCUUCAAUGGCGGGCUUAUUUCUAGUGAGAUGCAGAUCUGAAGAGAGGGAAGCCAUCGGUGAACCAGGAAUUAAGGAGCUUUUAUCUGGAAUGGUGGAUAAGAGGGUUGAAGAGCUUCUGAACAAGGAAGAGAACAAGGAGAUUCUUGGAGACUUGGAAGAGGCGAUUAGGAGAGUGGAUGAUGCGAAAAUGGAGCUUAAAAUCAUAGAAAAACAGCAAAGGGAGACUCAGGAAAUGAAGGCCUACAUACGAAAGAUGGAGGAGAGAUCCUUAGAGAUUGCAGAGUGUCAGAGGGACUUGUUAGCAGCAAAAGUCAUGGUGGAGGAAGCUGAACGUUCGUUAUCACAGAGCAUAGAUGGACUGAACUCAGGCAAUGAGCUUUUAGAGGGUGAAAUAGAUGAGAUGGAUAGAGAAAGAGAGAGGUUGGAGUCAGUAAAAGCAUCGUUAGUGUCAUCCUUUGUGGGUUUGAUCGCCUCCCUCCCUGUUUCCUUUUCUCGGCCGGUCAGUGGUCUGCAGCUUUCACUACAUUUGGCAUUUGCUUUUGUGGGUUGUGCUUUGUUUGGUGUGACCUUCCGCUAUGCUGUGAGGAGGGACUUAGAUAACAUUCAACUGAAAACAGGAACAGUGACUGCUUUUGGUUUGAUAAAAGGUUUGGCUGGACUAGAAGCAGGACUUCCCCCCAAUUUUGACGGUGAGAAAUUAUGGUCACUUGCCUAUGAAGGGGCUCUCCUCGUCUCUGAGAAUAUUUUUAUUUUCUUAUUUGCCAGCAUUGCUCUAGAUUUUUGCUUUAAAACAAGCCUUCUUAGCCCUUUCCCGAUCCAAAAACGGCUUUCUGGAGCAGAUCUGACUUCAGAUUUGUGAGGCCAUUUUUGGACUUCAGAUUCAUGUAUAAUUUUGUCAAGUUAAACUACUGUCGAAAAUGGGAACAAAA
Molecule: messenger RNA, 1154 nt
Organism: Amborella trichopoda
Lineage: Eukaryota; Viridiplantae; Streptophyta; Magnoliopsida; Amborellales; Amborellaceae
Product: homer protein
Source: RefSeq, a predicted model, not a curated record